Molecule: messenger RNA, 882 nt
Organism: Talaromyces proteolyticus
Lineage: Eukaryota; Fungi; Ascomycota; Eurotiomycetes; Eurotiales; Trichocomaceae
Product: OPA3 domain protein
Exons: 2
Coding region: 1-882 (293 amino acids)
Biological process (GO): regulation of lipid metabolic process
Cellular component (GO): mitochondrion
Source: RefSeq, a predicted model, not a curated record
AUGUCUCUCACAUUGAAACUUUCGUCGCUUGUCAUUCGCACUCUAUCGAAGCCCAUUGCGAAUCAAAUCAAAAACCAGGCUCGCGAGCAUGAGCGUUUCCGACAUGUCUGUGUAUCCAUGGCACAGACUCUGCACCGCAUUGACAUGCGCCUGCGAUUAGGUCUGAUCCGCGACACCAGCGCGAUAGAACAACACGCCGCAAAAGAAGCCGCAGAUGCAGAAGCACGGAAAUUCAAGCCCAAGGUUCCGACAGCGAAGACAGAAGCAGAAGUAAAAGCGGAGGGUGAGGCAAUCCAACAAGCGAAGAAGAAAGCGAUUGAACACGCAAAAUCACGGCCCCCGCCGAAGAUCAGACCGUUGUCCGAAUCCAAAGCCAUUGACUCGGGCGCGAAUUUUAUCAGCGAGACGUUCCUCUUCCUGGUAGCUGGUGGCCUGAUUGUCUUCGAGUCAUGGCGGUCACGGCGUAAGGAGACUACUCGUCGAGAGGAUGUUCAAGACCGGUUAAAUGAAUUGGAGCAGUCAGAAAAAGCCGCCCGCAGAGCUCUGGUUGUCCUCGAGAAAGAAAUUCUCGAGCUCAAAGCCCACCAAGGGAAAAAGUCUGUCAAAGAUAUGAAGCGUGUCCUGCCUUCCGAUGUAUGGGAAGUUGAGGAAACGGAAGAAGAGCCAAAGAACGAGAAUACAGGCUGGACAUCUCGCAUCGUGGCCUGGUUCUCUUCUCCCGAGCAGACCAUUCAGUCCUCUCAAGUGACUAAAACGUCAGAGGUUCCUUCUCCAAGAGAAGGAGCAGGGGAUUCUUCAUUCCCCAGCGUUAAUUCUAGUCCAUCAGCCACCACUAUCGUGCUCAACUCCCACAAAGCAGAACCCUCGUCGAAAGAAUCAUAA